Acinonyx jubatus (cheetah) is the source of this 2077-nucleotide messenger RNA. It is a transcript of the gene FNDC10, whose product is annotated as fibronectin type III domain containing 10. The transcript has a single exon. NCBI's taxonomy places the organism in Eukaryota, Metazoa, Chordata, Mammalia, Carnivora, Felidae. The coding region runs from base 49 to 732 and encodes 227 amino acids. The record is from RefSeq and is a predicted model, not a curated record.
GCCCGUGAGCCCGCGAGCCCGCGCCCCGCCGCGCCGCCCAGCCGCAGGAUGCGCGCCCCGCCGCUGCUGCUGCUGCUGGCCGCCUGCGCGCCGCCGCCCCGCGCCGCCGCCGCCGCCCCGACGCCGCCGGGCUGGGAGCCGGCGGCCGACGCGCCCUGGUGCCCCUACAAGGUGCUGCCCGAGGGCCCCGAGGCGGGCGGCGGGCGCCUGUGCUUCCGCAGCCCCGCGCGCGGCUUCCGCUGCCAGGCGCCCGCCUGCGCGGCGCACGCCUCGGCCGGCCGCUCGCUGCGCGCCAGCGUCCUGCGCAACCGCAGCGUGCUGCUGCAGUGGCGCCUGGCGCCGGCCGAGGCGCGCCGCGUGCGCGCCUUCGCGCUCAACUGCUCGUGGCGCGGCGCCUACACGCGCUUCCCGUGCGAGCGCGUGCUGCUCGGCGCCUCCUGCCGAGACUACCUGCUGCCCGACGUGCACGACGGCGUGCGCUACCGCCUGUGCCUGCAGCCGCUGCCGCUGCGCGCCGAGCCCGCCGCCGCCGCCCCGGAGCCCGCCGGGCCCGCCGAGUGCGUGGAGUUCGCUGCCGAGCCGGCCGGCAUGCGGGAGAUCGUGGUGGCCAUGACGGCGGUGGGCGGCUCCAUCUGCGUCAUGCUGGUGGUCAUCUGCCUGCUCGUGGCCUACAUCACCGAGAACCUCAUGCACCCGGCUUUUGGGCGCCCCGGCCUGCGCAGGCAGCCCUGAAGCUCCGGGCGGCCCACCGGGGCUCUGCCUCCUCGAGAUGGGCGCCCGCUCCCCACUCCUCGCUCCUGCUCCCUCCUUAGGAUCUUCACGCAGGGCCCACCGGAGACCGGUAGGGCCUUGGAGUCAUCGCACGACCUUCCUAGCCCGGCCUCUGCCUCCCAGACUCCAACUCGGGACUGACCCUUGGGCCUGCGCAGGGGUGCCAGCCUCGUCCAGGGCUCUCCCUGCUUUCCAGAGGCCUUUUUAGGGGCCACCAGGACAUACAGCCCCUUCUAGCAAGAGCCAUUGGCACCCCCGGGUCAUCACCCUGCACCUCCAGCCUGUGCCAAGUUGGAAAAGGAACAGGCUGUCGUCAUCGCUUGGUCACUGUGUGCUUUGCUGGCUCGACGAGGUCCCUUGGAGCCUGUCCUCUCCCCACCUCACCCCAGUGGGCUUAGAUUAGCUUCGUGCCUUAGUGUCUUUGGCCCACUGCGGAAGCCACCCACCUGUCCUGUGCUGUCUGAGGGCGUCCGGUGGCCCUGGUACUGGCCGGCUUGUGUGUGCUUCCGGCCAGGGCCUCCUGGGGAACUUACCCCCCCUUCAAGCUUUGCAGGAGCCUCAAGUGUGGGUAAGCGUUGUCCUGUGUUGUCUUCCUACUCUGGUGUGUGACACGCCGGAGCCAUGAUGUAGCAGCAGGCAGGCCCAGCCUUUCAUUGCCACGUCCAGGGGUGAGUGUCCUCUUACCUUGUGUGAAGCUGGCGGCUCUCCAGGGCUGCCCCUCGUUCUGUUUUGUGGGUACUGCCUCUGUCGAGGGCUUUACGUGGUGAGUGAGGGCAAGUGGCUGGAAAGAGGGGUCUGGUUGGAAAGGACGGCGUUGUAUCCAGAGGGCGGAAGAAGGGAGGCCGGCCUCACCCAGCAGGACUUGCCUCUGUGGUCUGGGUCCCAAGCCUGGACCACAGCAUGAUGGACAGCACCGCCCCACCCCUUCCCUGGAUUGGCAGUCAAGAGCCAAGGACUUGGCUGGUGAUGCCGCUGCCCACGGUGGAUGGAAGGCCGGCCCUGCCCCUUUCUGGGAAGACGUGAACCCCCUGGCCAAGGUUGCUUCCUGAGCUGGGCACCGGGCAUCCCCAGGAGGGGUGAAGCUCACUUAGCUCUCCAGGAGCCCCUGACUGUGACCACAUCCUGGACCUGGCACUUCUGGAGUCACUGUGGCCAACCCCUCCCCGCCCUCACCCCAGGUCUUGGCUGGUGCCCCCACAGUGCCCGCUCCCUACCUCUCUGUCUUUGCUCUGCCUGCCCUUGGCAUGGCGCUGGUCAGGUGCAAGCCUGGCGUCAAUGUCUAAACGUCCAUCAUUUUAGACCAAAA